AUGACCCGUAAGUUCCUGCUCCAAGGAUCCACACCCAGGCUGCUGUUCUCCGUGACCUACCAGAACCCAGAGAGCUCGAGCUGGGGUCCCGGCACCCCAUACCUAGCCUCCCCGGUCCUGUCCGAACCUGUGACCACAACCAAACAGGCGUGGUCAGUGCAACAGCUCCCUCCUGCAGAGCCAAGCUCCCUCCAGGGGAGGGAUCAGAGGAAGCUCCAGGUGGCCAGCUGGUCCUUGCUGACCUUUGACCCCUCCUCUUAUCUUUCCUCUUCUUGUUCAGCAGCAGGCCUGCUGCCUAGCCUGACCCAGGAUCCAAACCCUGACAUCGUCCUGGUGCACUACCUGAACGUGCCGGCCAUCGAGGACUGUGGCAAGCCCUGUGGGCCCAUCCUCUGCUCCAUCAACACUGACAAGAAGGAGUGGGCAAAGUGGACCAAGGAGGAGCUGAUCGGGCAGCUGAAGCCCAUGUUCCAUGGUAUCAAGUGGACCUGCAGCAAUGGGAACAGCAGCUCAGGCUUCUCAGUGGAGCAGCUGGUACAGCAGAUCCUUGACAGCCACCAGACCAAGCCCCAGCCUCGGACCCACAACUGCCUCUGCACCGGCAGCCUGGGAGCGGGCAGCAGCGGGCAUCAUAAGUGUAACAGUGCCAAACACCGCAUCAUCUCACCGAAGGUGGAGCCACGGGCUGGGGGCUACGGGGGCCACUCGGAGGUGCAACACAAUGACGUGUCAGAAGGCAAGCACGAACCCAGCCAUGGCAGGAGCACAAGCCGGGAAAAGAGGAAUGGCAAGGUGGCCAAGCCAGCGCUGCUACACCAGAACAGCACGGAGGUCUCCUCCACCAAUCAGGUGGAGGUCCCUGACACCACCCAGAGCUCCCCGGUGUCCAUCAGCAGCGGACUCAACAGCGACCCAGACAUGGUAGACAGCCCAGUUGUCACAGGUGUGUCCAGCAUGGCGGUGGCCUCUGUGAUGGGGGGACUGUCCCAAAGUGCCACAGUGUUCAUGUCUGAGGUCACUAAUGAGGCUGUGUACACCAUGUCCCCCACCGCCGGCCCCAACCACCACCUCCUCUCGCCCGAUGCCUCUCAGGGCCUUGUCCUGGCUGUAAGUUCCGACGGCCACAAGUUUGCCUUCCCCACCACGGGCAGCUCAGACAGCCUGUCCAUGCUGCCCGGCAAUGUGUCCGAAGAGCUGGUCCUCUCCACCACCCUUGAUGGUGGCCGGAAGAUUCCAGAAACCACCAUGAACUUUGACCCCGACUGUUUCCUCAAUAAUCCAAAGCAGGGCCAGACAUACGGGGGUGGGGGCCUAAAAACUGAGAUGGUUAGCACCAAUAUCCGGCACUCGCCGCCUUCGGAGAGGGGCUUUGGCUUCACCAGCGUUCUCACCAAGGAGAUCAAGACCGAAGACACCUCCUUUGAGCAGCAGAUGGCCAAAGAGGCGGCAUAUUCCUCCUCAGCGGUAGCUGCAGCGUCCAGUUCCCUUACCCUGACCGCAGGAUCCGGCCUCCUGCCUUCCGGUGGUGGCCUGAGUCCCAGCACGACCCUUGAACAGAUGGACUUCAGUGCCAUAGACUCCAACAAGGACUACGCGUCUAGCUUCAGCCAGACGGGCCACAGCCCCCACAUCCACCAGACCCCCUCCCCCAGCUUCUUCCUGCAGGAUGCCAGCAAACCCCUUCCCCUCGAGCAGAAUACCCACAGCAGCCUGAGCGACUCUGGGGCCACCUUUGUGAUGCCCACGGUGAAAACGGAGGCCUCAUCCCAAACCAGCUCUUGCAGUGGCCAUGUGGAAACGCGGAUAGAGUCUACUUCCUCCCUGCACCUCAUGCAAUUCCAGGCCAACUUCCAGGCCAUGACAGCAGAAGGGGAGGUUACCAUGGAGACCUCGCAGGCAGCUGAAGGGAGUGAGGUCCUCCUCAAGUCUGGGGAGCUGCAGGCCUGUGGCUCUGAGCACUACCUGCAACCAGAGACCAACGGGGUGAUCCGCAGUGCAGGUGUCCCCAUCCUCCCGAGCAAUGUGGUGCAGGGACUCUACCCAGUGGCCCAGCCCAGCCUGGGCAACACCUCUAAUAUGGAGCUCAGCCUGGACCACUUUGACAUCUCCUUCAGCAAUCAGUUCUCAGACCUGAUCAAUGACUUCAUCUCUGUAGAGGGGGGCAGUGGUGCAAUCUACGGGCACCAACUGGUGUCGGGGGACAGUGCUGCACUCUCGCAGUCAGAAGAUGGGGCGCGUGCACCCUUCACCCAGGCGGAGAUGUGUAUUCCCUGCUGCAGCCCCCAACAGGGCAGCCUGCAGCUGAGCAGCGCCGAGGGCGGGGCUGGCACCAUGGCCUACAUGCAUGUCGCCGAGGUAGUCUCGGCUGCCUCCGCCCAGGGCACUCUGGGUUUGCUGCAGCAGAGCGGACGGGUGUUCAUGGUGACUGACUACUCCCCAGAGUGGUCUUACCCAGAGGGAGGAGUGAAGGUCCUCAUCACAGGCCCAUGGCAAGAAGCCAGCAAUAAUUACAGUUGCCUGUUUGACCAGAUCUCCGUGCCCGCAUCCCUGAUUCAGCCUGGGGUGUUGCGUUGCUACUGCCCAGCCCAUGACACGGGUCUUGUGACCCUACAAGUUGCCUUCAACAAUCAGAUCAUCUCCAAUUCGGUGGUGUUUGAGUACAAAGCUCGGGCUCUGCCCACACUCCCUUCCUCUCAGCACGACUGGCUGUCACUGGACGGAUGCCUGGCAGCUGCCCUGGCCCAUGAACUCUUCGGAGCUAUUGCCAGAGGUGGUUUGGGGUCAGCAGGCAUCUGCACCCUGGCAGCACUGCCUGGGAGCACCGUGCUGGUCUUGGCAGCAGCAUCUGUGGCUGAGGCUGGAGCCAAUGAUAAGCCCAGGCUACUCACCACUUUAACCCUGGAGCUGAGGACACAGAAGGCAGACACUCUUCUAGACACUGUGACGCCGGGGCCGCAGGGCCCUUGGGAACGGGCUCCCGGGCCCACCCGACGGCGCUGCGCAGCUAGGAGCUGCGGGGAACGUGCUGCCGCGGCGGCCCGUCGGGCUGGGAGACGCCCUGUCUGCGAGGUGCACCCAG
Cricetulus griseus (Chinese hamster) is the source of this 3079-nucleotide messenger RNA. The record is from RefSeq and is a predicted model, not a curated record. NCBI's taxonomy places the organism in Eukaryota, Metazoa, Chordata, Mammalia, Rodentia, Cricetidae.